This is a messenger RNA of Haliotis rufescens (red abalone), 4087 nucleotides long. RefSeq lists its product as uncharacterized. The transcript is spliced from 4 exons. The coding region runs from base 617 to 1366 and encodes 249 amino acids. The record is from RefSeq and is a predicted model, not a curated record. Lineage: Eukaryota; Metazoa; Mollusca; Gastropoda; Lepetellida; Haliotidae.
CUAGUGUACUAGGAUCACCGUCGUAUUUACUGGCAUUGCCUUGGUUUCACAGCAUGCUUCAGUGGCCUCAGUCAAUGAUGGUACAGAAAACACAUCAGCUCUUCAAAAACUCCAUUACUAACUUUUUUGAUUUUGGGUUUUUCUUCUACUACAUCGAUACCUGCAUAUACCACAUCGAAUUAACAAGUAUAACUCCGCAGUUAGGCAUCCUAUAAGGUUCUUGUUUAUAUAUGAGGGUUGAUUAACAUCGAUUUUUGGUGAAUCUACAUCUAUAAAAUUAUAUAUUGCCCACAUGAAAAUAUAUCACUCUUACCUAAUACCUUCAAUGUGAGGCUUGGAACGUAUUUCAAAUAAUCAGAGUUGUUCCGAUAGUUGAGUGCGUUAAUGAAAACACAAAAGUAUCGCGAUCGAUAAAGUCUAAGUGGGACAUCUGAUUCUUGCCAUGACGACUUCACUUCCCGUCGUUGACGCGUCACGACGUUCACGUCUGUUGGGUAUUGCCUUUGCCUGUAUCAACUGUACUAGGUGUGACUACUGUGCCCGUCUCUUCUGAUUUCUUAAGAUCUUUGGACCUGUGUAGCGUUUACAACCAUCGACAGGGAAAAGAUUGUACGUUAUGGCAUCUGAGACACUACUACUGUUGUUGGCGGUGACCAUGGCCGCGUUGUCCGAAAAGAUAUGCACGGACGUUGGCAAACUUCCUAUCCAGAACAACACGCGCCUCACCCACCACACCUUCCUGUCCAUGCACAUGUCAAGUAUUAUGAUGUGUGCCCGGGCUUGCAUAAACAGGGGGCGCUGCAAGUCCUUCAACUUCGAACUCUCGUACCGGUCCUGUGAGCUGAACCAGGCCAACUACGCCGAGACGGGCACCCUCAGUAAUGAGGAUCCGUGGGUGUAUUAUGACAUUGCAGGAUUCCCUCAGUCAGUGCGACAAGAGUGCCAGGGUGUCACGUGUGGUUAUAAUGAGACGUGCGAGAUUUCCUCGUCACUCCAACCAGCCUGUCACACAUGCAGCAUCGCAGCAGCCUGUGGAGUAUGCUACCCCACCACAGAGGUUGCAGGGAGGCGAUACCGAUCCUACGGCUGCUUCAAGUCAGCAGGCGGAAAUGUCCUGCCAGAACUCCUUGUCAACCUGCGAGGCGACAUUGACUGGAAUGAUCUCACCAAGACGCUGGAUGCUUGUGCGCUUGCAUCUGCCUCGACGAACAGGGAGUUUUUCGGGAUACAGUUCUGGGCUGAAUGCCACAUUGGGAAUGCCACCGAGGCCAACUUCCAGACCCCUGUGACCAUCAGCGCAUGCGCCACUGUGUGCCCGAAUUCUGUUGCCGACGGUUCCUCUACACAGGUGUAUCAGUGGAUAUAGCAUGCACCUUGUACUUAACAACCUGACACCGUCGCCUUGUGUAUCAGUGGAUAUGGCAUGUACCUUGUACUUAACAACCUGACACCGUCGCCUUGUGUAUCAAUGGAUGUAGCAUGCACCUUGUACUUAACAACCUGACACCGUCGCCUUGUGCAUCAGUGGAUAUAGCAUGCACCUUGUACUUAACAACCUGACACCGUCGCCUUGUGUAUCAGUGGAUUUAGCAUGCACCUUGUACUUAACAACCUGACACCGUCGCCUUGUGUAUCAGUGGAUAUAGCAUGCACCUUGUACUUAACAACCUGACACCGUCGCCUUGUGUAUCAGUGGAUAUAGCAUGCACCUUGUACUUAACAACCUGACACCGUCGCCUUGUGUAUCAGUGGAUAAAGCAUGUACCCUUGUACUUAACCUGACACCGUCGCCUUGUGUAUCAGUGGAUAUAGCAUGUACCUUGUACUUAACCUGACACCGUCGCCUUGUGUAUCAGUGGAUAUAGCUUGUACCUUCUACUUAACAACCUGACACCGUCGCCUUGUGUAUCAGUAGAUAUAGCAUGUACCUUGUACUUUACAACCUGACACCGUCGCCUUGUGUAUCAGUGGAUAUAACAUGUACCUUGUACUUAACAACCUGACAUCGUGGCCUUGUGUAUCAGUGGAUAUAGCAUGCACCUUGUACUUAACAACCUGACACCGUCGCCUUGUGUAUCAGUGGAUUUAGCAUGCACCUUGUACUUAACAACCUGACACCGUCGCCUUGUGUAUCAGUGGAUAUAGCAUGCACCUUGUACUUAACAACCUGACACCGUCGCCUUGUGUAUCAGUGGAUAUAGCAUGCACCUUGUACUUAACAACCUGACACCGUCGCCUUGUGUAUCAGUGGAUAUAGCAUGCACCUUGUACUUAACAACCUGACACCGUCGCCUUGUGUAUCAGUGGAUAUAGCAUGCACCUUGUACAUGUACGUAACAACCUGACACCGUUAUAUGUAGCACUGAUAUAAUACUAUCAUGUUGCAUCUUUUAUCAGUGGAUAUAACAUAUCACCUUGCAUCAUGAAGCAUUGAUACAAUACUAUCACGUUGCAUCCUUGUGUCAGUGGAUAAACAUAUCACUUUGCAUCAUGAAGCAUUGAUAUAAUACUAUCACGUUGCAUCUUGUAUCAGUGGAUAUAACAUAUCACCUUGCAUCAUGAAGCAUUUAUACAAUACUAUCACGUUGCAUCUUGUAUCAGUGGAUAUAACAUAUCACCUUGCAUCAUGAAGCAUUGAUAUAAUACUAUCACGUUGCAUCUUGUAUCAGUGGAUAUAACAUAUCACCUUGCAUCAUGAAGCAUUGAUAUAAUACUAUCAUGUUGUAUCUUGUAUCAGUGGAUAUAACAUAUCACCUUGCAUCAUGUAGCAUUGAUAUAAUACUAUCACGUUGCAUCUUGUAUCAGUGGAUAUAACAUAUCACCUUGCAUCAUGAAGCAUUGAUAUAAUACUAUCACGUUGCAUCUUGUAUCAGUUGAUAUAACAUAUCACCUUGCAUCAUGAAGCAUUGAUAUAAUACUAUCACGUUGUAUCUUGUAUCAGUGGAUAUAACAUAUCACCUUGCAUCAUGAAGCAUUUAUACAAUACUAUCACGUUGCAUCUUGUAUCAGUGGAUAUAAUAUUAUCACGUUUUAUGACGUAGCAAUGAUAUAAUAUGAUCUCGUUGCAUCGAUAGCAUGUAGCAAUGAUAUAAUAUUAUCACGUUGCAUCGAUAUCAUGUAGCAAUGAUAAAAUAUUAUCGCGCUUAUCAUGCAGCAAUGAUAUAAUAUGAUCUCGUUGCAUCGAUAUCAUGUAGCAAUGAUAUAAUAUUAUCUCGUUGCAUCAUCUAGCAAUGAUAUAAUAUGAUCUCGUUUCAUGUAGCAAUGAUAUAACAUGAUCUCGUUGCAUCAUGUAGUGUAGUCACUUAAUGUUCAACUGUCCAUAACCUGUCAGGGAAACAAUAUCUAACAACGUCUAACAUGACAAUACCGUGCCAGUUUUGUUACUUAAUUUUCCAUUGUUAUGAUAUUAAACUGUACAUAAUUUGUCAGUGUUAUGAAAUUCAACUGUACAGAACUUUUUUUUACAGAGGCUUACAGAGGCUUAAUAUUCAGUUGUGCAGAACGUGUGAAUGGUAUGAUAUAAGGGUGUCAGUAGAUUGUCAGGGUAACAUCGCUGAAUUGUUAUUUUCUUAAUUGUUAUAUAAUAUUUUCUUUACAGACAGUACACAUUGUUUUCCCUCUACUGUUAUGUUUGUUAUACGACAUCGUUGUUUGUCAUGUGUAUUUGAAAUUCCUAGGAAUGUGACGAUGGUAGAUCUGUUUCAAAGUAUCAGGAAUUGGUAUCGUUUUCAAGAUGGGUGUGGUCAACUCACGCUUUACGAAAACAACCACAGUAAGGGACUAUUCUUCCCAACGAGUUAACAAUCACAGCAAGGGGCUAUUCUUUCCAACGAGCUAACAAUCACAGCAAGGGGCUAUUCUUCCCCACAAGUUAACAAUCACAGUAAGGGACUAUUUUUCUCCGCACGCUAACAACCACAGGCUACUAGGGAUUACUCUUCUACACGAGCUAACAAUCACAGGGAACUAGGGACUGUUUUUCUCCAGGCGCUGUCAAUCACAGGGCACGAGGGUCUAUUCUGCCCCAUGGGCUAACAAUCACUGGGUACUAGGACAUGGGAACAAUAAAAUGCUCUUCUUUGCCAUA